AUGCACGGAAAGCAUUUCGCUCUGACCAUUCUCCUCUUGCCCACCCUGGCGGCGCUCGUCUUGACGGAAGAGCCGUUAGCCGAUGACCAUCUCGUGAACAACGAACGGCAACUGCUACCCAACUUCCAGGGGCUUUCGUGGUUCAGACCCAACAAUUUCCUGGCCAAUCUCAUUCAGAGAACGACCGGCGAAGAGUCGGAGAAACCUGCGAGUUCACCGGUGACUGCUCUGCUGGCGUUCCCAAUUCUGUCUGCUUCAAUGGAACCUGCCUUUGCAACCUUGGCUACAAAUACAACCAGGCUGAUGGAUCUUGCAAGGCAGUCGAAAGCUGCUAUGCAUGCCCCAACCGCGACGCUUGCCAAUCUGGAACCGACGUUUUCUGCAACGGCACCUGCAUUCGCCGUCAGUGCUAACUCCAAGAGCGAGGUGAUGAAGUCUCCCAACUGGCCGGCUGAUUAUUCUCCUGGACAAGACACGUUCUAUUGUUUGGAAGCCGGCAUUGGUCGCAAAGUGAACCUGCACCUGCACUGGAUCGAUCUGGAGACCCACUGCGGAGCAAAGUGCGACUUCAUCAAGGUGUACGAUGGCUGCGUUGCUCAUGACGAAAACCUGAUCGUGCUGCUCCAUGGAGAUAACUCCCGGUCGAACGAGAAAUCUAUUGUUUACAAUCGUGUUUUUUUUGUUGCGUACAACAAGUCGAAGAAGCGAGUUGGUGACGUCGUUUUCGAUGAUAACUUUGAAACCCACAUUAUCCGGAUUUGCAAGAAAGGAAAUCAAGUAGAAAGCAAUAUCAUCAGUUCCAGUUGUGUUCUCUGUGAUAUGAAAACGUCAGAGUUGAACUUGAAGUACUCUGAAAAGGAUUGA
Notodromas monacha is the source of this 864-nucleotide messenger RNA. The record is from the annotation of a GenBank genome assembly. Lineage: Eukaryota; Metazoa; Arthropoda; Ostracoda; Podocopida; Cyprididae.